Molecule: messenger RNA, 276 nt
Organism: Sciurus carolinensis (gray squirrel)
Lineage: Eukaryota; Metazoa; Chordata; Mammalia; Rodentia; Sciuridae
Gene: P3r3urf
Product: PIK3R3 upstream open reading frame
Exons: 2
Coding region: 1-276 (91 amino acids)
Source: RefSeq, a predicted model, not a curated record
AUGGGGCCUUCUCAGCUUGUCCGUGCCCCUCGGGCCCGGGGCCUGAGUUCCCCCUACCGUAGGCCAGGUAUAGGUUGGCCCCGUCCCCGGAUUCCCAGUAUGUUCAAGUGUAGCCGCAGAAGGUACCGGCAGAAACCUCAAGGCCCAGCUGCCACCAAUCUUGCCACCAUGACCACAGAAAUCAGCAACACCCACACUGCUACCACCAGUGUGUGGAUCCUCUCACCUCAAGUUCUCAGACACCUCUGUCAACCUGGGAGCUUUCUGAUCAUUUAG